Mugil cephalus (flathead mullet) is the source of this 3172-nucleotide messenger RNA. RefSeq names its product interleukin-27 subunit alpha. NCBI's taxonomy places the organism in Eukaryota, Metazoa, Chordata, Actinopteri, Mugiliformes, Mugilidae. The transcript has 5 exons. Gene Ontology annotation, molecular function: ciliary neurotrophic factor receptor binding. The coding region runs from base 2391 to 3011 and encodes 206 amino acids. The record is from RefSeq and is a predicted model, not a curated record. Gene Ontology annotation, biological process: negative regulation of neuron apoptotic process; ciliary neurotrophic factor-mediated signaling pathway.
UCAAGGAUUUUAUUGAGAGUUUUUCAGCAUACACUUUGAAACAUACCACACAGGACUUUUGUCAGAGGAAAUUUCUCAAAGAAGAUCUUUUAAACAUUGUAAACACCUGUCUGAUAAGGUUUUAAUCUGUGCAGUGUCUGCAACGCAUUUUAAAACAAACAUUUACUUUCAAAACGUGAACCGAAAUGAUGUAUCCGUCAUUUCUUGUGGUGCUAAACAAGCUGCUCUAUUCAACUUUCAGCGCAGACUGAAGAAAUGUAAGAACAAUCCGAACAUCAUAAAUGUUGAAAAAAGGUUCACUUUUAUAAUGCACAGGACAGUAUCUACCAGCUGCUGCAGUUAAAGAGACAACAGAUGAGUUAAUAUAAAACUAACUCAUCUGCUGUAAAUUGAAGUGCAUCAAUACUGCACAUCGACUCCAAAAUACAUGAUAUAGGAAAAUACAUAAUAUAAGAAUAGGUGUUGUACGUAUUUUCAUACACUAUCUUUUUGAUAAACAACACACUGUGGAUCAAUAAAUUAUAGCCGUCUUAUAGUCGACACAAUCUUUUGUACGAAUUUCGAUGUGAUGCCAGAACACCACCAAGGUUUUGGUGACUUCCCACACUGCACUGGAUUUGUCUCUGUCUGGGAAUUCACCUCCAAAAAAUAAUCAACCCCUUUUAGCUAUUUUCUGUAAAAGAAAGCCUUUCCAUUAGCCAUUAGGAAAAACUAAAACUAUGUACUUUUCUUUCCUCUUUUUAUCUCAGAUGGAAAGAACUUGGCAGAUUUGUCCUUCAAAGGCUCAGCCAUGAGAUGCUAAUGAAAACCAAGUGGAAGAUGAAAUGUACUGUAAAUAAUAACAUAGUGAUUGUAACUGUAAAAACACUUAUUUGAGGAGCGGGACCUUAUUUCAUAAUCUCAUAACCUGUGAUGAAACAAAACUAAAACAAAGGAAAAUGUUUUCCUGAAGACGUCCCACCACUUGUCCAAGCGGCUUCCUCAGGUCUAAUCUGUCCACUAGUCAUGAGUCACUAGUCAUUUAAAUAUAUAUGCAAUAUAAAAAACAAAACAAAAAAGAAACAAACAAACAAAAAAAAGUGAGGAUAGUGGGGAACCAUCGUCUUUGAGGAGGAAAAAAUCCUGAUUGACGGUGAUCGGUGAUCAGUUAAAAGUUUGGUGAAAUCGAAUCAAAGAAAAACAGUAGAACUCAGAGCUACGUUUAAUAGCAUUUCCACACGUACAAUGUGGAGGAAUCUCAAGGGACUGGGACUGAACAGCCGUGGAGCCUUAAGAAAACCACUAACCAGUGAGGCUAACCUGUAAAAAAGGCUUCAUUUUGCUGUGGAGCAUAAAGCUUGGACUCUGGAGCAAUGGAAGAAGGUCAUGUGGUCUGAUGAGUCCAGAUUUACUCUGUCCCAGAUUGAUGGGGCAUCAGAGUGAGAAAAAAAGGGAAAUGAAGUCCCAUCAUACCUAGUACCAGUCUGUGGGGGCAGUGAUAUGAUCUGAGGUUGCUGCAGUUGCUCAGGUCUAGGUUCAGUAACAUUAUAUAAUUAAAAUAUUAUAAAUGAGACACGAGACAUCAUCUUAACACAUGGAUUGGCCACCACAGAGUCCAGACCUUAACCCCAUUGAGAAUCUUUGGGAUGUGCUGGAGAAGGCUUUGAGCAGUGGUCAGAUUCAUCAAUACAAGAUCUUGGAGGCACAAUAAAUGGCAUUACAAUGGAAAGCUUGCUGCCUAAAUGCUAGAAAAAGUACAAAUGUAAAUGAAAAGAUACUCUGGGGUGAUUCUUUUGUGACUGUGAUAAAGCACCCAACAUUUCCAGUGAUGAAAGUCUCGACGGUAGGGCCUUAUUUUGCAUGUUUCCUUGUGUUGUUGAGCCGAAAUUCAUUGAAACUGUCGCAGUUAUUGCUCAUCAAGAGACUCUUCAAAUAUUCCCUUAGGACGAAAAGUCAAGAAGUUUCAGGUGUUAGUCAUUGUAAGAGCUGCCCACUUUUACUAAAUAAACGAAACUUAAAGUGGUCAUGUUAACAUGUAUAAAUAAAGUUAAACCAAUUUGCACUGAUGAAGAUUUUACGUUUUGUUUGUUGUUUUCUUUCAAUAUCUGUGUGUGUGUGUGUCUUGUAAAAGUUCUGCCCGUUCAGCGUUGGCAGAAAGUUUUUUAUCCCAUUCAAAUAAAGAUGACUGACGAGAGAUGAGCUUGAGGAAACUAGGUUUCUCCUUGAACAACUUCCUCGUGCUGAAUCAUGCUGAUUACCACAAGAAAGAGACAGGGAAAAAAAUGAGAAAACUCCAGAUCUGUCUGAAAGUGAAACAAACUGAUCUAAUACGUAUAUAUACUGUAUGUGAGCCUCACUGAAGCAUGAAGGUAUUUUGACUUGCUUAGAGUGGCGUUCAGUGCUCCUCCAAGAUGGCUAUUUGGUGGUGGGCUCUCAUCCUCCCUUGUUGCAUGCUAAACUGUGUGGAGUCGUCGGCUGCAUCCUCGGUUCUCCAGAGAAAUAAAUACAAUCAUGCCUUUCGUCACACGAGAUCUACAAAAACCCGCGUGCAACAGCUGUUGAGGAAAUAUAAGCAAGAGCAGUUGGGGAGUGAGUCGUUUGAGGACAGAAGCCGGCAGUUAAAGGACAUGCCUUUGCUUUCUACAGACUUCUACAGCUGGUUGAAUCUGACGGACUGGGAUAGACUGCAGGCCGCGUUGAAGGACAUGCAAACCUACUGGAACAUGCUAGAGGGGAAGAGGAAACAGCUGGAGGGGGAGAAGGAGCAGAUGGUGGCACAGACCACUUUAUCUCAGAGUAUUAGGGACAUUCAGCUGGACUUAAGGGACCUGAUGAGACAUGUCAGCAGUCAGAUGAGUUUCGCAGGGAGAUCGCACAAACCAGUGUCUUUUUCGCCCUCGAGCCACGAGGGAGGCUCCAAAACCACAUGGGACAGCCGAGUGGAGGGCUACGUCAUUCUGAGGGACCUGGAUCUUUUCCUCAUUAAGCUGGCACGAGAUUUCCUCUUAAUGGCUUCAAAAACACACUCAUGACUCAUCACUGACGAAUGACAACACAUGCCCGAGCUCAAAAAUGACGACUCGGCAUCUAAAAGAAAAUUGGAAUUAGAGUUGUGAUAACUUUUAUCAGUGCUUUAGUGGUGUUGUCAAUACUUUACACGUUGCUCUUAGUUCGGUCUGCUUUUUUUUUUUUU